Messenger RNA from Castor canadensis (American beaver), 1773 nucleotides. It is a transcript of the gene Loxl1, whose product is annotated as lysyl oxidase like 1. Gene Ontology annotation, biological process: peptidyl-lysine oxidation; collagen fibril organization. NCBI's taxonomy places the organism in Eukaryota, Metazoa, Chordata, Mammalia, Rodentia, Castoridae. Gene Ontology annotation, molecular function: copper ion binding; protein-lysine 6-oxidase activity. The record is from RefSeq and is a predicted model, not a curated record.
AUGGCUCUGGGCCGAGCCGGCAGGCAGUUGGGGGCCCUGGUGUGGGGUGCCUGCUUGUGCGUCCUGGUGCAUGGGCAGCAGGCGCAGCAGCCGGGGCAGGACUCGGACCCGGGGCGCUGGCGACAGCUGAUCCAGUGGGAGAACAACGGGCAGGUGUACAGCCUGCUCAACUCGGGCUCGGAGUACGUGCCAGCCGGGCCUCAGGGCGCGGACAGUAGCUCCCGGGUGCUGCUGGCCGGCGCGCCCCAGACCCCACCACGGCGCAGCCAGGGGGGACUCCGAAGGCGACAGGCGCCGACCCUGCCCCUGCCCGGCCGCGUGGGCUCAGACACUGUGCGUGGCCAAGCGCGACACCCAUUUGGCUUUGGCCAGGUGCCCGACAACUGGCGCGAAGUGGCCGUCGGGGACAGCAUGGGCAUGGCCCGGGCCCGCACCUCCGUCUCCCAGCAACGGCACGGGGGCUCCGCCUCCUCGGUCUCGGCCUCGGCCUCGGCCUUCGCCACCACUUACCGCCAGCCAUCCUCCUACCCGCAGCAGUUCCCCUACCCGCAGGCGCCCUUCGUGAGCCAGUACGAGAACUACGAUCCCGCAUCGCGGACCUACGAUCAGGGCUAUGUGUACUACCGCAGUGCGGGCGGCGGCCUGGGCGCAGGGGCGGCAGCCGUGGCCUCGGCGGGGGUCAUCUACCCCUUCCAGCCCCGAGUGCGCUACGAGGAGUACGGCGAGGAGCAGCCGGAGUACCCGGCGCAGGGCUUCUACCCAGCCCCGGAGAGGCCCUACGCGCCGCAGCCGCAGCCGCAGCCGUCGGACGGCCUGGACCGCCGCUACUCGCACAGUCUGUACAACGAGGGCACCGCCGGCUUGGAGCAGGCCUACCCGGAUCAGAGCCCCGACGCGGUGCAGACCCCUAACGGCGGCACCUACGGUGGGGACCCCCGCCUCGGCUGGUACCCGCCCUAUGGCAAUGUGCCACCGGAGGCCUAUGGCCCGCCGCGCGCCGUCGAGCCGCAGCCCCCCUUCCGCAUGCUGGAGCCGCCCUACCUGCCCGUGCGCAGCUCCGACGCGCCCCCGCCUGGUGGGGAGCGGAACGGCGCGCAGCAGGGCCGCCUGAGCGUGGGCAGCGUGUACCGACCCAACCAGAAUGGUCGCGGUCUCCCUGACUUGGUCCCAGAUCCCAACUACGUGCAGGCGUCUACGUACGUGCAGAGAGCCCAUCUGUACUCCCUGCGCUGUGCUGCGGAGGAGAAGUGUCUGGCCAGCACAGCCUAUGCCCCUGAGGCCACGGACUACGAUGUGCGGGUGCUGCUACGCUUUCCCCAGCGUGUGAAGAACCAGGGUACAGCGGACUUCCUCCCCAACCGGCCACGGCACACCUGGGAGUGGCACAGCUGCCACCAACAUUAUCACAGCAUGGACGAGUUUAGUCACUACGACCUACUGGAUGCAGCUACGGGCAAGAAGGUGGCCGAGGGCCACAAGGCCAGCUUCUGCCUGGAGGACAGCACCUGUGACUUUGGCAACCUCAAGCGCUACGCGUGCACCUCUCACACACAGGGUCUGAGCCCAGGUUGCUAUGACACCUACAACGCUGAUAUCGACUGCCAGUGGAUUGACAUAACCGAUGUGCAGCCUGGGAACUACAUCCUUAAGGUUCAUGUGAACCCCAAGUACAUCGUUUUGGAGUCUGACUUCACCAACAACGUGGUGAGAUGCAACAUCCACUACACAGGUCGCUAUGUUUCUGCCACCAACUGCAAAAUCGUCCAAUCCUGA